AUGACGCGAUUUCGCCACCAGGAGGCCGGGAAGGUGCAGAGCCCCGUCCCUGCUAUCCUGACAUUUCUGCAGGAGCUGCUGGAUAACGGUCUGGCUUUCUCCACCGUCAAAGUGUAUUUCGCCGCUAUAUCGGCUUGUCACGUCGGUUUUGGGGAUAAGACGGCUGGCCAGCAUCCUCUUAUCUGUCAGUUCAUGAAGGCAGCGCGGCGGCUUCGCCCGGUAUCCAGGAGCUUGACUGCGCCCUGGAAUUUAUCCUUGGUGCUCGAAGCUGUGUCACGCACACCUUUUGAGCCACUUCAGCAGGUGGACCUGCGGAUGCUCUCCCUGAAAACGGCUUUAUUACUCGCGCUAGCGUCUGCGAAACGCGUGAGUGAUAUCCAUGCGUUAUCGGUGAACCCGGCCUGCAUGCAGUUUUUCAUGGGGGGACAUAAGGUUUUAUUGAAACCUAACCCCGCAUUUGUGCCUAAGGUUUUUAACCAGGCAACUUCGUAUCGCCCUAUCGAGUUGGCGCCGUUUUAUCCCCCUCCUUUCGCGACGCAGGAGCACGAGGCGCUUAACGCGCUCUGCCCUGUGCGCGCGCUGAGGGCGUAUGUUGACAGGACAGCCGGACUCAGGAAGUCCGAGCAGCUGUUUGUGUCAUGGGCCGCAUCACAUCUGGGAGAACCGCUCACUAAGCAGCGUUUAUCUCACUGGAUCGUGGACGCUAUUAGCAUAGCUUAUAACAGCAGGGGGUUGCAACCUCCUGCGGGGCUGCGCGCACAUUCCACGCGUGGUGUGGCCGCGUCUUGGGCGCUUUUCCGGGGGGUUUCUGUGGAAGAGAUCUGUGCGGCUGCCAGUUGGGCAUCGCCUCACACUUUCACCAGAUUCUAUAACCUGGAUGUUACUGCGCCAUCAGUGUCUCAUGCUGUGUUAGGCGUGGGUUCUGUACCCAAUGUGUCUGCCUGA
This is a messenger RNA of Salarias fasciatus (jewelled blenny), 945 nucleotides long. RefSeq lists its product as uncharacterized. Gene Ontology annotation, biological process: DNA integration; DNA recombination. Lineage: Eukaryota; Metazoa; Chordata; Actinopteri; Blenniiformes; Blenniidae. The coding region runs from base 1 to 945 and encodes 314 amino acids. The record is from RefSeq and is a predicted model, not a curated record. Gene Ontology annotation, molecular function: DNA binding. The transcript is spliced from 2 exons.